GCGUCCCUCAUCAGUGCCCGGUGCUGCCACCCAGCCAUGGAGGGGGAGGAGGAGCAGCCACCUCAGGAGGCUGACAUGGAGCCCAUUGUCCCAGUGGGGUCUUCCGACGUGGUGCCCAGGGUGCUUUCUGGAGAACCCCAGAACCUGUCCGACGCUGACGCUCUGUCCCUGCUCCUGGAGAUGAAGCUGCGGCGGCGGCGAGAGCGGCCCCGCCUGCCGCGCACCGUGACGGAGCUGGUGGCGGAGGACGGGAGCAGGGUGUACGUGGUGGGCACAGCCCACUUCAGCGAUGACAGCAAGAAGGACGUCGUGAAGACCAUCCGGGAGGUGCAGCCCGACGUGGUGGUGGUGGAGCUGUGCCAGUACCGCGUGUCCAUGCUCAAGAUGGACGAGAGCGCACUGCUGCAGGAGGCCAAGGAGAUCAGCCUGGAGAAGCUGCAGCAGGCCGUGCGGCAGAAUGGAGUCAUGUCCGGACUCAUGCAGAUGCUGCUGCUGAAGGUGUCGGCGCACAUCACCGAGCAGCUGGGCAUGGCCCCUGGUGGCGAGUUCAGGGAGGCCUUCAAGGAGGCCAGCAAGGUGCCUUUCUGCAAGUUCCACCUGGGCGACCGGCCCAUCCCCGUCACCUUCAAGAGGGCCAUCGCCGCGCUGUCCUUCUGGCAGAAGGUCAAGCUGGCCUGGGGCCUGUGCUUCCUGUCAGAACCCAUCAGCAAGGACGACGUGGAGCGCUGCAAGCAGAAGGACCUGCUGGAGCAGAUGAUGGCGGAGAUGGUGGGCGCGUUCCCCGACCUGCACCGCGCCAUCGUCUCUGAGCGCGACAUCUACCUGACCUACAUGCUGCGGCAGGCCGCCCGGCGCCUUGAGCUGCCGCGCUCCUCUGACGCCGAGCCCAGGAAGUGCGUCCCCUCGGUGGUGGUGGGUGUCGUGGGCAUGGGCCACGUGCCGGGCAUCGAGAAGAACUGGACCACCGACCUCAACAUCCAGGAGAUCAUGACCGUCCCCCCGCCGUCCAUCUCCGGCAGAGUGUCCCGGCUGGCCGUGAAGGCCGCCUUCUUGGGCCUGCUGGGCUACGGCCUCUACUGGAUGGGGCGCCGCGCCACCAGCCUGGUCCUGUCGCUGCCUGUCACUCAGUACUGUCUGCAGAGAGCGUCCGCCGCCCGGCCACGCAAAUAGGAAGGACCAGCUCAUAGCUGCUCCCGUGUCGCCGCUGAGGGGCGCUGGGGCCGGCCCCCUGAGGAGCUGCUGGGUGCCGCCCCCCGUGGGGGUCCACGCCCGGCCACGCCUCCCCUCCCCCAACCCGCCCAAAUAAAGAAUUAUUUAACUGCUCUGAGCUCAGGCUUCCCAGCAGCCCCCUCCCCACCCUCAUCCCCAGCCCUGCGGGUACCACUCAUGGGGCUCACAGGGUUCACGGCGUCAGGACGCACUUGCGGGCUAGGGGCCAAAGGUGCACACUGCCCCACCCCCACCCCCGGCCCCCAGGCAGAGGGGCGUGGUGGGCACGGCCAGCCAGUCCCUACCUCACUGUGCCUUCUCGAGAGCUGGCCCGGAGCGAGUCCCAGUGGGUUCUGGGCCAUCGGGGUCCUGGCUGGCAUGUUUGGGAAGGGCCAGGUCACCCCAUGCAGCUCUGUCGUGGCUCCUGGGAGCCUCUCUCCAACCGGGCAGCUUGGCCAAGCUCGGCAGCGGCGGCGGUGGGCGGGCGCCAACGCCGGCUCCACCCGCAAACCGUGUGCGGUUUUAGUUUUUAAAAAUGUCUAAAAUUUGUUUACUCAGGUAAUUUUAACUUAAGAGAAAAACUGAAGCAAAUGUCAGAAAAUACUAGCCUUAACCUGUUGGGACAAGGAGGACGUCUGUGUGGGGGGCCUCGGCCCCGAGAGGGUGAGCCCGCGGGAAAGGCCGGCCUCCCCGGGGGGGCACCAGGCCCCUGGCCCUCAGGUGGGCGCCUUCCCCGGGCCACGGAGGAGGGGGGCCGCGGGGCUGCCCCAGCCUCCGGGACAGAGGGUGCGUGUCCUCUGUGGGCCGGGACAGACGGGGACCCCUCACGGGGCUCCCACCCCUGGCGCUUCCCUGCGGUCACGCUCCCGGCCACGUGGCUGUGACGCGGCUCCCGCGGCCCGAGUGCCGGGGCCGCGCUUGGGUGUGUUUGUGUUGACUCGGUGUCCGACGAAACCAGGUGAAGCCCGCGGCGGCGGCCGGGUGCUCCGUGUUUUCCUGUCGUACGUGUACUCGUGCCCGAGAAAUGGAAAUAAAGUCUAAUUUUGGAA
Suricata suricatta (meerkat) is the source of this 2258-nucleotide messenger RNA. It is a transcript of the gene TRABD, whose product is annotated as TraB domain containing. The transcript has 9 exons. NCBI's taxonomy places the organism in Eukaryota, Metazoa, Chordata, Mammalia, Carnivora, Herpestidae. The record is from RefSeq and is a predicted model, not a curated record. Bases 37 to 1170 code for a protein of 377 amino acids.